AUGAACCAGCUUAGAAAACUAGCUCCUGUUGGUGGUGGCGGUCUUCUGGGCCUUGUUGGGCUAGGUCUUCUUGGAUACGGAGUGCAACAAUCACUUUAUACAGUUGAUGGAGGUCACCGCGGUAUUAUGUUUAGUCGCAUUGGCGGUGUAAAACCCGACAUUUACGCUGAAGGGCUUCAUUUUCGUGUUCCUUGGUUCCAAUAUCCUAUUAUUUAUGAUAUUCGCUCCAAACCAAGAAAAAUUACUUCGCCCACUGGAAGCAAAGACUUACAAACAAUAAAUAUUACUGUCCGCGUGCUCUCUCGCCCAGAGGUCUCUAGUCUGCCCGAACUUUAUCGUACUCUUGGCACUGAUUAUGAUGAGCGAGUUCUUCCUUCGAUUGUCAACGAGGUGCUAAAAGCAGUUGUGGCCAAGUUCAAUGCAAGUCAACUCAUUACGCAACGCCAGCAGGUGUCGUUGCUCAUUCGCAAACAACUCAUUGAUCGCGCUCGUGAUUUUCACAUCGUUGUUGACGACGUUUCCAUUACCGAUCUUACCUUUUCUCAAGUCUACGCGUCAGCUGUCGAGGCGAAACAAAUUGCUCAACAAGAGGCUCAGAGAGCUCAGUUUUUGGUCGAACGGGCCAAGCAGGAGCGUCAGCAAAAAAUUGUAAUGGCUGAUGGUGAAGCACAAGCGGCUAAGCUCAUUGGUGACGCCUUACAGGCAAAUCCUGGCUAUCUUAAACUGAGGAAGAUCAAGGCGGCUGCAAACAUUGCUAGAACGAUUUCGCAGUCGUCCAACCGUGCAUUUCUCAAUUCAAAUACGUUGCUCCUCAAUCUAUCUGAUCCCCAGUUUGAUGCCAGCGUCGAUAAAGUCAUUAAACGGCGAUAG
Molecule: messenger RNA, 870 nt
Organism: Hydatigera taeniaeformis
Lineage: Eukaryota; Metazoa; Platyhelminthes; Cestoda; Cyclophyllidea; Taeniidae
Source: the annotation of a GenBank genome assembly